AUGAAGCUCUCAAGUCUCCUGCAGGCGGCGACGCUGCUGUCCGCGCUCGCAGCGAUCCCCACCACCAACGCCACCGCCGACGAGGCCGUAGACGCGCAGUGGCUCUGGGAGAACGAGGCCGAGGCGUUCGUGCGCACGACGCGCAACCACGCCAACUUCUUCGAGAACUUCCGGCCGAACGACGCCAACCAGACGUGCUCGAGCGACAAGCACGCCACGCCCUUCAACCGGCAGGUGCGCGGCGCCAACCUCGGCGGCUGGCUCGUGCUGGAGCCGUGGAUCACGCCGUCGCUCUUCUACCAGUUCCUCAGCACGCAGCAGCGCUACGGCGACCAGGCGCCCGAGAAGACGGCCAUGGACACGUACACGUUCUGCACGGCUCUGGGCGCCGAGGAGGCCAACCGCCAGCUGCGCAUCCACUGGGCCACGUGGGUCACCGAGGCCGACAUCAAGGAGCUGGCCGAGGCCGGCGUCAACUCGCUGCGCGUGCCCGUGGGCGACUGGAUGUUCAACCCGUACGAGCCGUACAUCGGCUGCACGGACGGCGCCGUCAAGGAGCUGGACCGCGUGGCCGACCUGGCCGCCCAGUACAACAUCGAGCUGCUGCUGGACAUCCACGGGCUCAUCGGCUCGCAGAACGGGUUCGACAACAGCGGCAUGUCCGCAGGCGUCAAGUGGACGUCCAUCGGCAGCACGCAGCCCAUCGGCACCACGACGUUCGAGCACUGGCCGCUGCGCUCCGCCGGCUGGGCGGGCGAGUUCCACCUCAACAACAACUCGUACAGCUCCAUCAACUACGAGCACCUGAACCACUCGCUGCACACGGUGGCGGCGCUUGUGGACCGCUACGCCGAGCACCCGGCCAUCAUCGGCCUGGAGCCCGUGAACGAGCCCUGGGAGCUCACGCCCAUCGACCUGCUCAAGGACUACUACUGGCGCUCGUACAAGCGCGUCAAGGCCCGCGCCCCGCACUGGAAGUUCGUGCUGCACGACUCGUUCCGCUUCGGCGUGCAGUACUGGUCCGAGUUCAUGCGCGGCUGCCCGGACAUCGCGCUCGACACGCACAUCUACCAGGCGUGGAACAACCCGGGCACGAAGGCCGACUUCUUCGCCAACGCCUGCCAGCAGAAGUACACGAUCGCCGACAUGGAGAACGCCAUGAUGCCCGUGAUCGUGGGCGAGUGGUCGCUCGGCACCGACAACUGCGCCAUGUGGCUCAAUGGCUUCAACGACAACCUGCCGGGCUUCCCCAAGGUGCAGUGCCGCAUGACGCCGUGCCCCGUGCACAGCACGUACCUCGGUCUGGGCUUCCCUGGCACGCCGCUGGACGUCACCAAGCCAAUCCAGGGCCCCUACGGCACCGGCCAGUCUGGCCCGUCGUUCGGCAAGUGCCCCAUCACGAGCAACACGACCUUCGGCCAGCAGAACGAAGCGGACGAGCGCGAGUUCGCUCGUAACCUGAACCUCAAGAAGCUCAACGCCUUCGCGGUGGGCCACGGCUGGUACUUCUGGAACUUCAAGACGGAGUUCGGCUCGCGCUGGAACUUCCUCGACCUCGUGCGCAAGGGCGCCUUCCCCAAGAACGUGUCGAGCUACCACCGCGACGAGGAGGUGUUCACGGCCUGUUUGGCAGAAGACAAGGGCUCCUUCAGGUGCGCGGCGAAGCGCGGCGUGAAGCCCGCCGACCUCAUCAGCGGCCUUGAGUUCGCAUGCGGCAACCCGGACAAGAAGGUCGACUGCACGGACCUCGAGAACCGCUUCGACACGCUCGAGGAGCGCUGCGACUGGGCCUUCAACAAGUACUGGCACACGCACCGCGAGGAGGGAGCCACGUGCGAUUUCGGCGGUGCCGCGCACCUGCUCGCAGGCCCCAGUCCGUCGAGUGUGGAGCGCCAAAAGGCUCUCGUCACUCCGGUUGGCAACCAGAUCCUGCUUUGGUGCCUUGGCGUCGCUGGAGCAUUUGCCGGUGCCUUCGUGCUCGCUACGCUGUACGCGCGCUACCAGAGACAAGGAGACUACGCGCCGAUUGAGAACAAUGCCAAUGUGAAUGCCUAG
Molecule: messenger RNA, 2055 nt
Organism: Phytophthora sojae
Lineage: Eukaryota; Oomycota; Peronosporomycetes; Peronosporales; Peronosporaceae
Product: putative exo-1,3-beta-glucanase
Exons: 1
Coding region: 1-2055 (684 amino acids)
Biological process (GO): glucan catabolic process
Cellular component (GO): cell surface; extracellular region
Molecular function (GO): beta-glucosidase activity
Source: RefSeq, a predicted model, not a curated record